AUGGUACUUGCUAAUAUUGCCAAUGCUGGAAGGUUACAAGUCCAGGGCACCCAUUUCGUCAAAGAUGGAAACAGAGUCUUUCUGUCAGGAGGAAAUCAGGCAUGGAUCGCCUAUGGUCACGACUUUGGAGACAACAACUAUGAAUAUCGUAAGGUUGAUUUUGAAAAGUAUCUACAAUUGGUUAACGCCAAUGGCGGAAAUUCAAUUCGUGUUUGGAUCCACGUUGAGGGUGUUGUAAGUCCACAUUUCGACAGCAAUGGGUAUGUCACUGGUCUGGACGAAAGAGGAACCUUUAUUGCGGAGUUCAAGGAAUACUUACACAGAGCGCAGCACUACAACAUUUUAAUAUUUCCUUGUUUGUGGAAUGGAGCUAAAAAACAAGAACAUAAACAUUUAGCUGAAUUGAUUCUAGACACAUCGAAACUUCAAUCCUACAUUGACAAAGCUUUAAUUCCAUGGGUUCAAGCUGUAAAGGAUGAACCGGCUUUGGGUGGAUGGGAUAUCAUGAACGAGUUCGAAGGGGAAAUCAUACCAAACACACAUAGUAACGAACCGUGUUUUGACACCACCUUCCUGCUGAAUUCUGGCGCCGGUUGGGCUGGUGCAACUUACUCAGCCCAUGAACUACUCAGGUUUGUUAACUGGCAGUCUGAUGCUAUCAUGAGAACAGAUCCCGGAGCUCUGGUGACGGCUGGUUCCUGGAAUGCCAGAGACAAUACUGAUCGACUCAGUACUCACAAUCUUUACAGCGACAAUUGCCUUCGCAAGGCUGGUGGUAGACAGCGAGGUAUUUUGAACUUUUACUCGUCUCACAGUUAUGCAUGGGGAGGCCAUUACGACGAAUUUGCACCUUUCAGACACAAUUUCUCCGAUUAUGGUUUGACAAAACCCUUUGUGAUUGCGGAGUUUAAUCAAGUUAGUGGUGAGGGCAUGGAUAUCACUGAGCAAUUUCAAUGGGCCUAUGAUAAAGGAUAUUCGGGAGCGUGGACCUGGCAUUUACAUGCCGAUGGAUCCAACACAGAUUCUACAGCCAAUCAACUCAGGGGUAUCAAAUACAUGAAAGAUAAAAAUGACCAAAGCAAGGGCGGGCUUGUCGCUUUCACGGUAUGA
Patella vulgata (common limpet) is the source of this 1110-nucleotide messenger RNA. RefSeq names its product mannan endo-1,4-beta-mannosidase-like. Bases 1 to 1110 code for a protein of 369 amino acids. The transcript has a single exon. Lineage: Eukaryota; Metazoa; Mollusca; Gastropoda; Patellidae. The record is from RefSeq and is a predicted model, not a curated record.